AUGGGCUAAUCUAGAGCUCAAAUCGUAUAAUACGUCCGGAAACGACAGUCUCCAGGCAUAUAUGUCGGGUCUACUCGAAGGCUACGUAACGGGUGAACUCAUUCACAUGAGUUAUCUCAACACAAUCGACGGCUUUUGCGCUAAACGUAAACAGUUUUGCGACGCGUUAAAGCAUUUUCAUGAGACGAACACCGCUUUCAUCAAUACUAUGAUUAAAAAUCACGCAAACGACGACUAUUGGCACCAAUUGGGGCUCAUUUAUGACCAGAUCAGGGGUUUAGAGGACGGCUAUAUGUAUUGGAAAAUUGAUGAACACGUCAUUCAAGAAACGGACGAAACAAAUGCGUUGAGCGAAAUCUGGUGGUUAAACAUACUCAAUGAAGUUUACGAGCUCGAAGCAAUACUCACACCCAACUCGACCACAAUACCAUAUCGAGAUCAUUGUUCGGCCCUGGUCAAAGUGUUGCCCGACGGAAGUGACCUGUAUGUGGCCCACAACACGUGGACCACAUAUAAAUCAAUGCUCCGGGUGUUGAAACAAUAUAGCUUCGCGUUCAAUAGCCUAACGACUGGCGCUGUAAUACCCGGCCAUUCGGUGGCCAUGUCUUCAUACCCGGGCUCUGUCUUCUCUGGCGACGACUAUUACGUGCUGUCGUCCGGACUCGUGGUUCAGGAGACGACUAAUCAUGUUUGGGACGCAUCGCUGUUCGCGAGGGUACGGCCCGAUCGGGUGGUCGUCGAGUUUGCCCGCAAUGUUGUGGCCAAUCGGUUGGCCACCGGAGGCCGUCAGUGGACAGAGAUAUUCGCGCGAUAUAAUAGCGGCACUUAUAAUAACCAGUUUAUGAUUGUCGACUAUAAACUAUUCACCAGGGGCACGCCUGUCGCUCAAUUGCCCGAUGAUUUACUCUGGGUAUGCGAACAAAUACCCGGCAACGUCACCGCGGCAGAUUUGACCACGCUGUUGCGAACUACCGGCUAUUAUGGCUCGUAUAAUAACCCGUAUUUCAAAUAUAUACUGGAUAUUAGCGGCUGGACUGAUAUGGAGAGGAAAGUCGUUACCAUUUAUAAUUACGACAAGACCGCUCGUGGUGUUAUAUUUCACCGCGAGCAACCUACCGUAACAGAUAUGAACACGUUGUAUACAUUCAUGCGCUACAACGACUUUGAGCAUGAUCCACUAUCCCUGUGCAGCCAUUACAAUCUGGAUUGCAAGCCCGACUACUCUAGCUGUUUAACCAUUGCGGGUAGGCUUGACCUGAACUCACCCACUGGUCACUACCCGAUAGGAAAUGGUCACGAGUAUAGCGGGGCUAUUGAUGCCAAACUAACCGACACACAAAUGUCGAGUCGGUUAGAGAUGUUGGCCGUGAGUGGGCCCACACAUCGCAAUCACCCGCCGUUCCGCUGGUCGACCAGUGGUGCCGGCGCUGAUGUGCGCCAUAUCGGUCACCCCGAUGUGUUUGAUUUCAAACCUAUUUAUACCAAGUGGUACCCAAACAAA
Medioppia subpectinata is the source of this 1501-nucleotide messenger RNA. The record is from the annotation of a GenBank genome assembly. Lineage: Eukaryota; Metazoa; Arthropoda; Arachnida; Sarcoptiformes; Oppiidae.